AACAAAGCUUAAAAGGAAGAAACUUUAAACGGGAAUGGAGGGUCUUCUUCUCUGAGAGCCUCUGCGUCUCUCUCAAACCACCACCACCACCACCACCACCACAUUCUCUUCUCCGAUUUCAAUUUCACGGCUCUCUCUCAGGCAAGUUAACGGAGACGUAGACGGAGUUAGGGUUUCGUUUUUGAAUGAGCUCUGUGCUUCGCUGAUUUGGGAAAUCAAUGGCGUCAGUUUAUAUACCGGUGCAGAAUUCGGAGGAGGAGGUUAGGGUUGCUCUCGAUCAGCUUCCUAGGGACGCUUCGGAUAUCCUCGAUAUCCUCAAGGCCGAGCAAGCCCCUCUCGAUCUCUGGCUCAUUAUCGCGAGAGAGUAUUUCAAGCAAGGGAAACUAGAACAGUUUCGCCAGAUUUUGGAGGAGGGGUCUAGUCCUGAGAUUGAUGAGUAUUAUGCGGAUGUUCGGUACGAGAGGAUUGCUAUUUUGAAUGCAUUAGGGGCCUAUUACAGCUACCUUGGAAAGAUUGAGACGAAACAGAGAGAAAAGGAGGAGCAUUUCAUUUUAGCCACACAGUUUUACAAUAAAGCAUCGAGAAUAGACAUUCAUGAGCCUUCUACAUGGGUUGGGAAAGGUCAGCUUUUACUGGCCAAGGGUGAAGUAGAUCAGGCAUUUAAUGCGUUCAAGAUUGUAUUAGAUGGAGACCGUGAUAACGUCCCUUCCCUUUUGGGUCAGGCAUGCGUUGAGUUUAAUCGUGGGCAGUAUUCUGAUUCAUUGGAGCUGUACAAGAGAGCCCUGCAAGUGAAUCCCAAUUGUCCUGCGGCUGUGAGACUUGGCAUUGGUCUCUGUCGUUACAAAAUGGGUCAAUUUGAAAAAGCUUGGCAGGCAUUUCAGCGGGUUUUACAGGCAAAUCCUGAAAAUGUUGAGGCUCUUGUUGCUCUUGCAAUUUUGGAUUUGCAUACUAAUGCAGCUGCUGGAAUAAGGAAAGGAAUGGAAAAAAUGCAGAGAGCUUUUGAGCUAUACCCUUAUUGUGCAAUGGCCUUAAACUAUCUGGCAAACCAUUUUUUCUACACUGGUCAGCACUUUUUAGUUGAGCAACUUACUGAGACUGCACUUGCUGUCACCAACCAUGGACCAACAAAGUCGCAUUCCUACUACAAUUUAGCACGAUCUUACCAUAGCAAGGGGGACUAUGAUAAGGCAGGAGUGUACUACAUGGCAUCUGUCAAGGAAAUCAGUAAACCCCAAGAAUUCAUAUUUCCUUAUUAUGGUUUGGGACAAGUACAACUGAAGAUGGGAGAUCUUAAAAGUUCACUGUCGAACUUUGAAAAGGUCUUGGAGAUUUACCCUGAUAACUGCGAGACACUGAAAGCUCUUGGUCACAUAUAUGUUCAGCUUGGGCAGACAGGGAAGGCAUUGGAAUUUAUGAGGAAGGCUACAAAAAUUGACCCAAAUGAUGCCCAGGCAUUUCUUGAUCUGGGAGAAUUAUUGAUUUCAUCUGAUGCUGUAGCAGCUCAGGACUGCCUAAAAACUGCACGUAAUCUUUUGAAGAAGGGAGGUCAGGAGGUACCAAUCGAUGUUCUUAACAAUCUUGGGGUACUUCAUUUUGAAAGGGGAGAAUUUGAGCUUGCUCAACAAACUUUCAGAGAGGCACUAGGUGAUGGAAUAUGGGUGGCCUUCAUUGAUGGUAAAGAAAAAGCCCCAUCUAUUGAUGAUGAUGCAUCUAUUUUUCAAUACAAGGACAUGCAAAUAUUCCAUCAACUUGAGAAAGAAGGUCACUUAGUCGAAUUACCUUGGAAUAAAGUCACAACACUAUUUAACCUUGCCAGACUACUUGAGCAAUUACACAACACUGAAACGGCAAGCAUAUUUUACCGUUUGAUUUUGUUCAAGUAUCCAGACUAUGUAGAUGCUUAUCUGAGACUUGCUGGCCUUGCAAAAGCUCGAAAUAAUUUACAACUAAGCAUUGAACUGGUUAAUGAUGCACUGAAGGUGAAUAACAAGUCCCCAAAUGCAUUAUUGAUGCUUGGUGACUUGGAAUUAAAAAAUGAUGACUGGGUUAAGGCAAAAGAGACCUUUCGGGCUGCUAGUGAAGCAACUGAGGGAAAGGAUUCCUAUGCCACUCUUUCUCUGGGAAACUGGAACUAUUUUGCUGCAAUUCGCAAUGAGAAAAGAAAUCCCAAGUUGGAAGCUACACAUCUGGAAAAAUCAAAAGAACUCUACACUAAAGUCCUGGCUCAACAUUCUGCUAAUUUAUAUGCUGCCAAUGGUGCUGGAGUGAUCUUUGCAGAGAAGGGUCACUUUGAUGUUUCAAAAGACAUUUUUACACAGGUUCAAGAAGCUGCCAGUGGGAACAUUUUUGUUCAGAUGCCUGAUGUAUGGAUAAAUUUGGCACAUGUUUAUUUUGCUCAAGGCAAUUUUCCCUUGGCUGUGAAAAUGUAUCAAAACUGCUUGAGGAAGUUCUUUAACAACACGGACUCUCAGAUCCUACUGUAUAUAGCUCGUACACAUUAUGAAGCGGAGCAGUGGCAAGACUGCAAAAAAACUUUAAUGAGAGCCAUUCACUUGGCACCUUCAAACUACACAUUUAGGUUUGAUGCAGGUGUUGUGAUGCAAAAGUUCUCAGCUUCAACCUUACAAAAACCAAAAAAAUCUGUGGAUGAGGUCCGGUCAACAGUUGCAGAGCUAGAAAAUGCUGUUCGUUUAUUUAGACAACUGUCUGCUGCUUCCAGCCUUCACUUUCAUGGGUUUGAUGAGAAAAAGAUUGACACUCAUGUUGAGUACUGCAGCCACUUGCUUGAGGCUGCAAGAGUUCAUUUAACAGCAGCUGAGCAUGAAGAGCAGAAGGUUCGGCAGAAACAAGAACUUGCUCGUCAGAUGGCAAUUGCUGAGGAAGCCCGUCGUAAGGCUGAAGAACAGAGGAAGUUCCAGUUGGAGAGGAGAAUGCAAGAGGACGAACUAAAGCGAGUGAGACAACAGGAGGAGCAUUUUGAGCGCAUAAAGGAGCAAUGGAAGAGUAGUACAUCUGGUUCUAAGCGAAGGCCUUCAGAUAUGGAUGAUGAGGACGGCGGGCAUAGUGAAAAGAGAAGGAGAAAAGGUGGAAAGAAGAGAAAGAAGGACAAGUACUCAAGGUCGCGUUAUGAAACGGAGGAAGCAGAAGCUGAGCAGAUGGACUAUCAGGAAGCACCGGAAAUUGAAGAUGCUAACACAAACUACCAGGAGUCCCCAGGUCAUACGAAUGAGCAGGAUGAUGAAGAGAAUGCUCAAAAUCCUCUUGAAGCAGCUUUUGGCAUUGAAGAUUCUGAUGUUGAGGAUGAGGUUGCACCUGCAGGUCGACGGAGGCGGGCAUGGUCGGAAUCCGAUGAUGAUGAUGAGCAGCAAGAGAGGCAGCCGGAGUCCAGUCCUAGAAGAGAAAAUUCUGCAGAUGUUCAGAGUGAUGGAGGAGAAGGUGGUGAUAAGCCGAAUGGGGAUCUUGAUGAUGAGGAUUAAUCUCCAUCAUCUUAAACUGUACUAGAUCAGGAGUAAAUAUGUGCAAUUUUGAACAACUUAUUUCUUUUAACAUGAGGGCCUGAGCCAUUAGCUGAGAAUAACUACAUUAUUUUAUUGGUGUUUGUGGUCCUCAUGUUUAUAUUUUGUACCUCUAAAACUCAAUAGUAAUAGAAGCUUCAUUCCUUUC
Rosa rugosa (rugosa rose) is the source of this 3663-nucleotide messenger RNA. RefSeq names its product protein CTR9 homolog. Gene Ontology annotation, cellular component: Cdc73/Paf1 complex. The record is from RefSeq and is a predicted model, not a curated record. Bases 219 to 3476 code for a protein of 1085 amino acids. Gene Ontology annotation, molecular function: RNA polymerase II complex binding. Lineage: Eukaryota; Viridiplantae; Streptophyta; Magnoliopsida; Rosales; Rosaceae. The transcript has 24 exons. Gene Ontology annotation, biological process: regulation of DNA-templated transcription.